GAACUUGUCUAAACUCUUUUCAUUUUAUUUUGUGUCUCUCUAUGACAUCUUUGGUUUCAAAGUUUGAGACAUGGGGACAGUUCCAGUUUCUGUGUUUAUUGUUGCCGUGUUUGUUUCAGUUGUAAUGCGAAGGUUAAGCUUUGGGGCAGCAAUUCCAAGUACAGUUGAUGGACCAUUCAAGCCGGUGACAGUCCCCUUAGACAAGAGUUUCAGAGGGCAUGCUGUGGACUUGCCUGACAAUGAUCCUCGUGUUCAAAGGAUUGUUACAGGUUGGGAGCCUGAACAAAUCUUUGUCUCUCUUUCAUCAACCCAUGAUUAUGUCUGGAUUUCUUGGAUUACAGGGGAAUUUCAAAUAGGAGAAAAUAUAAAAGAAAUGGAUCCAAAAACAGUGGGAAGUGUUGUAAAAUAUGGGAGUAGCAGUGAUCAACGAGUAUGGAGAGUGCCUGGAGAUUCAUUAGUUUAUAGCCAACUUUAUCCAUUUAAAGGCCUCCAAAAUUAUACCUCUGGAAUUAUUCACCAUGUUCGCCUCACUGGUUUAAAACCCAACACCUUAUAUUACUAUCAAUGUGGAGACCCUUCAAUCCCAGCAAUGAGCGAUGUUCAUUAUUUCCGAACAAUGCCGGCCUCCGGUCCAAGGAGUUAUCCGGGAAGAAUUGCAAUCAUCGGAGACUUGGGGCUCACGUAUAACACAACUUCAACAAUUGAUCACCUUAUGAGCAAUCACCCGAACCUGGUGCUGUUAAUCGGCGAUGCAAGCUAUGCCAACUUGUAUCUCACCAAUGGCACCGGUGCCGAUUGCUACUCUUGCGCUUUCUCCGAUACUCCUAUUCACGAAACGUAUCAGCCUCGUUGUGACUAUUGGGGAAGGUUUAUGCAGCCUUUGGUGUCUAAGGUUCCCUUGAUGAUGAUAGAAGGGAACCAUGAAAUAGAAGAACAGAUUGAGAAGAAGACAUUUGCGGCUUAUAGUGCUCGAUUCGCAUUUCCAUCGGAGGAGAGCGGAUCAUCGUCGACAUUCUAUUAUUCUUUUAAUGCAGGCGGCAUUCAUUUCGUGAUGCUCGGUGGCUACGCUGACUAUAACAAAUCAGGGGAUCAAUACCAGUGGUUGAAGAAGGACCUUGCAAAAGUUGAUAGAAAAGUGACUUCAUGGUUGGUUGCAACAUGGCAUCCUCCAUGGUACAGUACAUAUACUGCACAUUAUAGAGAAGCUGAAUGUAUGAGGGUAGCAGUGGAAGAUUUAUUAUACAAAUACGGAGUUGAUAUAGUCUUCAAUGGACAUGUUCAUGCCUACGAGAGGUCGAACCGAGUGUAUAACUACAACUUGGAUCCUUGCGGUCCUGUUCAUAUUACGAUUGGUGAUGGUGGCAACCGAGAGAAAAUGGCGAUUACACAUGCUGAUGAACCCGGAAAUUGCCCCAAACCAUCGACAACUCCGGAUAAAUUUAUGGGUGGGUUCUGUGCAUUUAACUUCACAUCAGGGCCGGCAAGUGGUAAAUUCUGCUGGGAUAGGCAGCCUGAUUAUAGUGCAUAUAGAGAAAGCAGCUUUGGACAUGGAAUCCUCAAGGUGAAAAAUGAGACUCAUGCACUGUGGAUAUGGUACCGCAAUCAAGAUGCUUAUGGGACCACUGGUGAUGUGGUUUAUAUAGUUAGGCAACCUGAUAGAUGCCCUGUUGAACCCGACGUAAUUAAAGUAAACUCCAAAGCUUAA
Gossypium arboreum is the source of this 1705-nucleotide messenger RNA. Its product is annotated as purple acid phosphatase 15-like. The record is from RefSeq and is a predicted model, not a curated record. The transcript is spliced from 8 exons. The coding region runs from base 71 to 1705 and encodes 544 amino acids. Lineage: Eukaryota; Viridiplantae; Streptophyta; Magnoliopsida; Malvales; Malvaceae. Gene Ontology annotation, molecular function: metal ion binding; acid phosphatase activity.